GAAACAAUAUAUAAGGCGAAUGAGACGUCUCGGGCGAUAUUAAACUGUCGACGUGUUAUUUUUUAUUUCAGUAUCGUGAAAAUCCAAGAAAAACAGAAACUAAUUCACCGUGGUCUGUGUUCGUAUCAAUUGUAAUGUUAUAAUCAUAAAUUCCUGUUGUUUCAAUAAUUUACAAUAUCACUGAAACAUUUAAAUGUUUAUUUUAAAUAUCAAAAUUAUAAUGAAAAGUGUAUACAAAAAUGCAAAUAAGUUUUAGUAAGAAUAUAAAGUAGAAGAUGAAUCCAUACACAAGAAAACCUUACUUAUUCUAUAAACCAUUAGAGUAAUUAGAAUAAGAGAUCCAAACGAAUGGCUAAAAGAAGUGCGCAAGCAGUACUUCAAGAAGAAAUCAAUAACAAUGAAGAUUGGACAAAAAUUAUGGAAAAUCCGGGAAUGUAUGUUAUCGAUAUUUAUUCAGAAUGGUGCGGUCCUUGCGUAGCGAUGAUAACAUACUUAAGAAAAAUUAAAAUGGAAUUAGGAAAUGAAUAUUUAAAUUUCGCUAUAGCAAAAUCUGACAACAUAAAUGUGCUAAAAAGAUUUCGGCAAAAAAGUGAACCCUAUUGGAUGUUUUUUUUUGAUGGGAAAUUGGUCAAUGUCAUUAUUGGCGCUGAUGCUCCCAGAUUAAUUCGAUUAAUAAUAGAGGAGUUGGAACAGUAUGUUAAAUACAAGAAUGGAGAAAUUCAUAAAGAGUUUAUACCAAUAAGUAAAGUGACUGAUGAGGAACAAAAAAAAUUAACUGAAAUUGAAAACUACCGAAAACAGAAAACUAAAAAAGAAAAAAAACUUAGAGAUAAAAGAAUGAUGAAAGUGAGAGAACGUGCUCUGAAACAAUUUUCAUAUAACAUCCAAAUGCAAACGUGUGUCAUGUUUUUCCCUCACACAGUUCAAUACAUUAUGGUGGAAAAACCAUUGGAAGAAGGUGCUGAAGAACUCGAUGAACCACCUGAACCUGUGAUGAUAGAAAAAAGGGUUUGUGAGGUAGCCAACUCGUGUGCUAGUAAGUAUGAAGAACUUAUCGUUAUUGAAGCAAAAGAAUUGAAAUUGACAGAAGACAAAUUGUCUGAGAUGUUUUUUACGGAAAGAGAGUUUUUGGAAAGUUUUCCGCAAGAAUUGAUCGAUGAAUUAUUGAGUAAAAAUGUGUAUUCUGUAAUGUUGUCAAUGCCUACUGUCAAACACGAUACCGCUACUGAAGAAGUCGCUGAAGAUGACGAAAAUAAACCCGUUUCUAUCGAUUUAAUGGGAGAAAUAGAGCUGAAGUUGAGCACGAUAAUUUAUGGUGAUAAUGGAAGCCCAUUAAACCCUAGUCCAAAUUCACUUGCAGAUAUACAUUCGGUAAUAAAUGAAAAUGGACAAAAAAUACCAUCGGUAUACACCCCCAGAAAUCCGUUGAGUAAAGCUUCGGCACUUACUAUUUUGUUUCGCAAAUUCUGUAAGAACCAAGGAUACGUCGCACCCCUGCCUCCUGCACCACAGUACCUUAUUAUUUUUGAUAUCAACAAAUCUAAUACUGUGUUGCCAAUCAUCGAAGAUCUGGAAGAAACAGUAGUGUACUAUGGGUUUUUUCGUAGCGCCGAUCCCGAAAACCCCAAACUAUUAUGUAAAGACCCCGAAAUGUUGACUAAAUAUGGUAUGGACAAGAUUGGUAAAGAAGCCAAAUUAGUGUUGUCUGUGCUCAUGGACGACAAGGACAAAAGCCUGUUACGGUUUGUUGACGUGGGGCCGAUAUACGUAAGCCCUAAUGAGGAAGUGGGCAUUGACGAUGCUAUUAAAUUUUUCCCAUACAACUUCGACGAGAUGGAUGGUGAAAUAAAGUUGUGGUUAGAUCAACAAGAGAUUCAGAGUGAAGGUGUGGGCGAAGAGUAUGACUUUGGUGAAGGUGAAGAGGGAAUAAUAGAAGAAUACUCCUCGCAGGAUCAGUAACAGGACCCAACGAAAUAGAUUAUCGGUUAAUAUUAGAUUUUCCCGCGGAUUCCAACAGCUUAGUUAUUUACAAUCAUUGGCGUGGAUUCUAGAUUGUUUUUGUUUCAAUCUUAAUAAUAUGUGUAUACUUAAUUGUACAUAAUAUAUAUUUAUGUCAUUCUAUUCAUAAUAA
Messenger RNA from Aphis gossypii (cotton aphid), 2131 nucleotides. RefSeq lists its product as uncharacterized. Bases 349 to 1959 code for a protein of 536 amino acids. The transcript has 12 exons. The record is from RefSeq and is a predicted model, not a curated record. Lineage: Eukaryota; Metazoa; Arthropoda; Insecta; Hemiptera; Aphididae.